UGUGCUCUGGAUUCCCCUGGUCCUGCCACCUCAAAUGACAUCAUGGAGGAAACGUUUGAGAAAGCAAUUCUGGAAUCCAGCAGACUGAACUUUCGGGUGCCUUUCAGAAGGAUACACUCCCUGCCACAAAGCCUCCUGGGAUCCAGCCCUGCUCUGAAGGGAAACCACUCAGAUUCUCUGGACUGUGAUGCUUUCCCCCUGGUGGAACAAGAUGACAACAAGGAGAAUGAAUCAUUUGAAUUUAAGAAACCCACCAAGCCAGCCUCUCGUGGUUCUGUGCACGUCCACUCUCGUGAUGGAAAAGCUGUUCCUGGAGCAAGGCAGAACUCUCCAGCUCAGGCAUUCCCCAGGGGUGAAACACCCACAGGCAAGCUGCAGCAGGCUCCUCUGGCUUCCUCUGAGAGUGAAGAUGAUGAUGGAUUCCUGGAGCUGUUGGAUGACCAAGAUCUGAAGAACAAUGAGGAGAUGCCCCCUGACAUGGCAAGUCUCUGGACUGCUCCACUGGUCAUGAGGAAAGCAGAGAAUCGGGGCAAGAGGUGCCGCUUGUUUGGCUCCUCCUCUGUGUCCAGUGGUGGAGGAAGAACCACCCAGAAAAGGAUGGAGAGAUCCCAGGAAGAGAAUUCUCCAGGGAAAAGCAAGAAGAGGAAAAGCCUCCCUGGAGCAUCUUCUGAGGACUCCACGAGUCUGAAAAUAGUGAAGACACAAUCCUCCACUGCUGAGAUUGAAAGCAUUCUGGACAGUGACCAGAGAGACCUCAUUGGGGACUUCUCAAAGGGUUAUUUAUUCCACACUGUCGAUGGGAAACAUCAGGAUUUAAAAUACAUUGACUCAGAGAUGAUUGUGUCAGUGCUGACUGGGAAGUUUGCCAGCUCCAUCAAGGAGUGUGUGAUAAUUGACUGCAGAUACCCCUAUGAGUAUGAAGGAGGCCACAUCAAGGGUGCUGUAAACCUCCACAUGGAAGAGGAGGUGGAGGAUUACUUGCUGAAGAAGCCAAUCAAGCCCUCAGACAACAAACGAGUGAUCGUCGUGUUCCACUGCGAGUUCUCUUCAGAGAGGGGGCCUCGGAUGUGCCGGUUUGUGAGAGAGAGGGACAGGCUGGGCAAUGAGUACCCCAACCUCCACUACCCAGAGCUCUACGUCCUGAAGGGAGGCUACAGGGACUUCUUCUUGAGAUGCCGUAGCUUCUGUGAGCCCCAGAGCUACCGCCCCAUGCACCACGAGGACUUCAAAGAAGAUUUGAAAAAAUUCCGGACCAAGAGCCGGACCUGGGCUGGAGAGAAGAGCAAGAGGGAGCUCUACAGUCGGCUGAAGAAGCUGUGAGGGCUGCAGUGAAGAAGCAAAGACUCCUCUGUCCUGGGGGAGGGAGAGGUGCCCGUGCCCUGCUCCUGCUCCCCAGCCAUCAGCUCUUUCCUCCUCUUCUCCUGGGAACCCCGUGGGACUUUGGCUGCAGCCCAGGACAUCCCCAGGAUUCUUCUUCACACUCUCAGCUUCUCCUGCUCUGACACCCCCAAACUGCCCAAGAGUCUGCCCAGGGGAGGGGUGGGGAGAGGCAGCUGCCAUCCCGCCAGGGCUCGGCUGGAAUGGUGUAAGCAGCAAGGAUCUUUUAGUUAUCUUUUUUUAUUUUUUUAAUUUUUUUUAUUGCUUUGCUUUAUUUAAAUACAGUCAAAUGAAGCUCACGCUGCUGCAGUUGAAUCAUCUGGAUUGGACCUGAACUUUGUUUGCUCUGCAGGGCAGCGUGGUGCUGGGGCCAGGCUGGGGGGUGGUGGUGGUGAUUAUUUUGCUCAGCUGCAGCUUUGAUCCUGUUUUUUUGGGAGCAUAACGUGGUGGGAGAACUAAAAUGGGAAAUAAUUCAAUCCAGCUCGAGGUUCCCACCUCACUGAACUCCUGUGUUUCACCAGGGGAAGCCUCUGGUACAGAGUCCAAAGGGAAAUCACUUGUAUGUAGAUAUCAUGUUCAACUCCUUUACUUAAUCUAGAUGGCUUUAUUUUGUAGUUGUUUGGAAUUUAGCUGCUGCUUUUAGUUCUAGAGGAGUUGGUGUUGCAAAGGAGGGAGAACUUCUGGGAGGCAGAGGGUGGUUCAGGGGUAGUUUUAUCUCAGGUGGUCCCAGAAGCACCGAGUGGCAAAGCUGUUCCCAGGCUUCUCAACAGCAGCAGUUUUGGUCACUGCUCCCUCUGAGGUUGCAAAACGUGUCCAGAAAAGUCCCUGGCAGGGAGGGAUCCCUGCUGCCACUCCUUGGGGUGCUGGGCUCAGCCUGCCACUGCUGCCCUGGCUCUGACACUGGCCACAGCUCCAGCAGCAGCAGCUCCUCCUGCCAGGAGAGCCAAGAGACAGAAUUAAUUCUGGAAGGAAGAGGAACAUCCUCAACCCAGGGCUGAGCUCUGCAACUUGCCCACCUAACACUGAACAGCUGGGGCUGCAUCCUGAAACUGCUUUGGUGUCAGAUAAGAUCCAGUCCAUGACCCUGCCAGGAGCCCAGGGGUUGCCACAGCAGCAGCAGCAGCAGCUCUGGGGUGUCCUCUGUAGCUCAUCUGCCUCACACACAAACUCCUGGUGCAGGGAGCAGCCUGGGAACAGCCCUGGUCCUGGAAGUUCUGCUCUCACUGGAGCAGGAAUCCACCCUCUGGGCUUUGCCUUGCUCCCUGCCACCCACUCUUGCAUGUCCUUGUACCUGUGUCAAAAAAAUACUGAAAUGGAGGUGCCUUGUGUGGAAUUUUAACUUGAUGGGUUGUUGUUUUUUUUUAACUGUUUCUGAAAAACCUGCUGUUGAGAACUGAAAGGAUGAG
This is a messenger RNA of Calypte anna (Anna's hummingbird), 2783 nucleotides long. It is a transcript of the gene CDC25A, whose product is annotated as cell division cycle 25A. Lineage: Eukaryota; Metazoa; Chordata; Aves; Apodiformes; Trochilidae. Gene Ontology annotation, biological process: positive regulation of G2/M transition of mitotic cell cycle; positive regulation of G2/MI transition of meiotic cell cycle; G2/M transition of mitotic cell cycle. Gene Ontology annotation, cellular component: cytoplasm; nucleus. The record is from RefSeq and is a predicted model, not a curated record. Gene Ontology annotation, molecular function: protein tyrosine phosphatase activity. The transcript is spliced from 14 exons. Bases 43 to 1320 code for a protein of 425 amino acids.